UUUUAUUAGACAUUUCAAUGAACCUUUUAAGUUUUAAUGCAAUUGUAACUGAAUUUUAAGAAAUUGUUUUAAAUAGUAAAUUCUAAAUUAUGACACUAAAACGUCGUCCUUUAAGAUAUGCACAUUCUAAUGGUUAUACAGAUGUGUGUUACUCUAGUGAUGGGAAACACUUAUUAACGUGUGGUCGGGAUGGAGAUAUCCGAGUUUGGUUAGGUGUAGAAGAUGAUGAUCCAAAUUCGUUAUUAGCCGGAGAUUAUGCCCAAUGUGUGCUGCUGGAUGAUAGCAAUAAUAUAUAUGUAGCGAACGAUGGGUUGAGUGUACAAAUUUUAUCUUUCCCCGAUGGAAAACGAAUGGGGAUUUUAACAAAAUUCACAGCUCAUGUUAAUCAUAUUGCGCUUGAUAACACACGAAAAUUUUUAGCUGCAGGCAGUGAAGAUAUGACUGUACAUGUAGUUUCUUUAGUUGAUAAUAAAGUUAUUGAAACGAUAUCCGACAUUGAAGGCCCUGUAUUAAGCGUUGCACUAAGCCCUGAAGGAAAACAUGUUGCUAUAAGUUCUGGAGACGGUUCAUUAAAAAUAUGGUCUGUUAACGAAAAAACUGCUAUAAAAGAAUUCAAUUGUGUACCCUGUGUAAACAGUUUUGCAAGUGCAACCGUUUUAUGUCGGACGAGUUUUGAACCAACAAAUGGUCAUUAUUUUGCAUAUCCAGAUGUAACUGAAGUGGUUGUUAUUGAUACAAAAAAUUGGUCAAAAUUUGUAUCGUUAAGUGAUCCUGCUGCAAAAGGUCCUUUUAGUGUAGUCGCAUUUUCGCCAUGUGGAAAUCAUAUAGCUGCAGCUACUUCCAAAGGUUGUAUUAGUGUUUGGAAUGUUGCCUCACAAGAACUGAUUGGAAGUACGCCACAUCCAAACAAGAACGAUGUUUGCGCAAUGGUUUGGAACCCAUUAGGUACUGGUGAAAUCGUUUAUUGUGAUAUUACCGGUCAGUUAGGUGCGAUAGAAGGUUGUAAUGGUUCGUCUGGAUCAAACAUCGAAAAAACUUCGGAUACUUUGAUGAAAACAAUUGAAGAUAUUUCAGAAAAUUUUGGACUUAGUGAUGACGAUGAAGAUAACGAAAAUGCAAUAUCACUAGAAAAAUUAAAAGCUAGUACUACAUUAGGAAUUGGAGAAGAUGGUGCCUUAAGCGAUACCGGCGAUGACGCAACAGUUAAAGAGUCGUCUCGCGCCCAAUCCCGAAAUUCUGUCGAUGUACCUUUAAUUUCAUCAUUAAAUCGUUUACAAGCCCCAUUUCAACCCAGUUCCACACCAAGUCACUUAAAUGAACGGUACUUGGUUUGGAAUGAUGUAGGAGUAGUCCGUGCCUUUGCUGGAGAUGAUACAAAUCCUUCAUUUAUCGACGUUAAUUUCCAUGAUAUUAACACACAUCAUUUAAUGCAUUUUCGUAAUGUUCUGGGUCAUACUAUGAGCUCAUUGUCCACAAGUUGUUUGGCAUUAGCCUGUGAAGCACCCAGUAAAUUAGUUUGUAUUACACUAAGUGGUAACAAGGAAUGGCAAAUGGAUAUGCCCGACGGAGAAGAAAUCAUAUGCGUAACAGCAUCAGAAACUCAGGUAUCCGUUGCAACUGAUGCUCGAAUGCUACGAAUAUUUUCGAUUUAUGGAACCCAACGUGACAUAGUUUGUAUACCGGGACCAGUGGUUGCAAUUGCUUCCAAAGCGAAUUCAAUUAUUGUAGCCUACCAUAAUUCUGUAGGUAUUGGCGAUGAUCAGAAUAUAAUGUUGAUGAUAAUUAAUAUCAAGGGAAUUAGCAUGCAAACAACUGAAAUGAAAUUACCGUUGACUCCAGGGUCAUCGCUAGCUUGGUUAGGGUUUACAAACUUAGGAUCACCAUCUGCUUUUGAUUCAAGAGGAAUGCUACGAAUAUUUUCACCAAAAUCAACAGCAUGGCAUCCUGUUUAUGACCAUUCUGUAAAACGAAAAGGUGUAUCUGAUGGUUUAUUUAUAAUAAGUAUCGAUGAAAUUAAUCAAUGGAUCAAUGCAAUAUCUUGUAAAGGGUCCUGCUAUCCCCCAAUUACACCAAAACCAAUUAUGUCCGAGCAUAGAUUCUUUACUCCAGUCUGUGAACCGGAAAGUGAUAAAUCACAAAUUGAAGAUACCUUUAUUCGAGCUUUACAUUCACAGGAUAAAACUGGAACUAUUUUAGAAUCAGCAUUGAAACUGUUUACGAUGGCUGUCGGAUGUGAUUUCGAACAACGUUCUUUUGAACUGGCCGAAAUGUUAAUAAGUAUACCGAGAUUUGUUGAAAUCGCAUGGAAAUAUGCGUCAAAAAGAAAUCGUGUUACGUUGGCUGAUAAAUUAACAGAAUUGAUUGAAAAAAAGGGUGAAGAUGAUAAAGAAGAUGAAUUGUCUGAUAACGAAAUGAUUUCAAGUAUACGUGAUAAUAGACAAGAGUUAAUGUGUUCGUUAUCGACAAAAGAAAAUCGAAAUGAUAAAGUCAUGCCAGAAAAUGUUCUACGACCUCUUCCGGUAAAACACGAUGGAAAUAAUCGUGUAGUUAGCUGUAAAUCGGUAGAUUCUGAGAUGGAAUCAGAGUCUUCUAAUUUACAAGAUACGCCACCAUCUUUGAUGUCUAUGAUUGGUAAUUCAAAAAGUAAACGUAAUCCAUUUAGUAAAAAUGGUAAAGCACCAUUUAGACGCCAUCCAAAUCCAUUUGAUGUUUCGGGUAGUGUAGUUCAACAAAAUGUUCAAGAACCAAAGGUGAAAACUUUCGGUUCCACAAUUGGUAUCAAACGUAAACAACCAGAAGAAGCUACAGUAAAUGUUGAUGCUCAAGAAGGUAAAAAACAAUCAAAAUUAAGUCAUUUUGCUUUCAGCAAAACUCCUUCAGAAUAA
Chrysoperla carnea is the source of this 2885-nucleotide messenger RNA. It is a transcript of the gene Ctf4, whose product is annotated as WD repeat and HMG-box DNA-binding protein 1. Gene Ontology annotation, molecular function: protein binding; chromatin binding. NCBI's taxonomy places the organism in Eukaryota, Metazoa, Arthropoda, Insecta, Neuroptera, Chrysopidae. Gene Ontology annotation, cellular component: nuclear replication fork. The record is from RefSeq and is a predicted model, not a curated record. Gene Ontology annotation, biological process: DNA repair; DNA-templated DNA replication; mitotic cell cycle. Bases 90 to 2885 code for a protein of 931 amino acids. The transcript has 12 exons.